AAAAAAAAAAAGAUAAAUAAUAAUACUUUCCACAUUUAUAGAAUAAAAAUAUGAUUAGUUGAGCGGUAUAAUUGCAUGUUCGGAGAUCCGGAAAAUUGAAAAUUCCUCUCUACAUGUUAGUGUGGUUAAUUAGACAAUUGUCGCCAAAAGGAAACCAUUCAACUCCCAAGGCUAGCUGUUCCAUUUCAAGCAAUUCACAAUGGCAAAUGAUGGUGAUGAUCAGAAGCACAUGACCCGUGUUCUAUUUUGUGGUCCACACCUUCCUUCUUCUCAAAAUUAUACGAGAGAGUAUUUAAAGGACUAUCCAUUCGUCCAGGUUGAUGAUGUUCCACUUGAAGAUGUACCUGAUGUCAUUGGAAACUACCAAAUCUGUGUAGUGAAAAGCAUGAAGAUUGAUUCAAAUAUUAUCUCUCGUGCAAAAAAUAUGAAGCUGUUAAUGCAAUUUGGUGUCGGCGUGGAAGGAAUUGAUAUUGAUGCUGCGACGAAAAGUGGAAUCAAAGUGGGUAGAAUUCCUAGUGGUGCAACAGGAAAUGCUGCUUCAUGUGCAGAAAUGGCUAUAUAUUUGAUACUAGGCCUUCUACGAAAGCAAAAAGAGCUGGAAACUUCUGUAAAACAGAGAAUGCUUGGAGAGCCAAUUGGUGAAACACUGCUUGGAAAGACAGUGAUUAUUUUUUUAUUUUUAAUUCUUUGAUACUAAUUAUUUCCCAACACUGCAAUACUGCUGUAUGUCUUUUUACCCCUCAAGUAUUCCAUACCUAUAUUUUAAAGUAAUCUAUGCACAUUAUAAAGGUGCUCUAGAAAUUUAUUUUUGA
Ziziphus jujuba (common jujube) is the source of this 812-nucleotide messenger RNA. RefSeq lists its product as uncharacterized. The record is from RefSeq and is a predicted model, not a curated record. The transcript has 4 exons. NCBI's taxonomy places the organism in Eukaryota, Viridiplantae, Streptophyta, Magnoliopsida, Rosales, Rhamnaceae. Gene Ontology annotation, molecular function: NAD binding; phosphoglycerate dehydrogenase activity. Bases 200 to 691 code for a protein of 163 amino acids.